AUGAAAUUCAGCCAACGGUUGCACGAAAUCAUAUAUUCGUUAAGUACUGAUGAUAAGUAUUCCGAAUUUGACUCUAGAAAGUCAUUCAACAGAGUCAACAAACCAGAUUCCGAGAAUCUCUUGGGCAUGAACUCGCUGUACAACAACUCAUCGGUUGAUUCAAUCCAUAAUAUAACCACCAACGAACCAAGUGAUGGAUCCGAAGGUGUACAUGAAAUGAGAUUAGCCUGGAGACAUAUAAAGCACUGGUUGGUCAAAUAUGCACCUGAUUUAAACAGCUCUUUACUGAGCAAAUGUACUUCAGCAGAUUUGGAAGAUUUUCAAAAAGAUUUACACAUCAAACUACCACAAUCAGUGUUUCAAUUUUUUAAAAUCACCGAUGGUCAACUGAACUUUGGCAACCAAUUGAAUAUAGAUACCAAUGGUCUCAUUUUUGGGUUGAGAUUGAUGUCCUUGGAUGAUAUAAUGAUACAGACUGAAAAUUGGAGAAAAGUUGCAGACUACAUCAACACUGGCAUCAGCCAACAAAACAAUAAGGCAAAUGGUCUAAGUAAAUUACCAGUCUCACAUGCAAGCUCAAGUCAAUACAAGAAAAAACUAGGUCUCAACACUAGUAGUGAGCUAUCGUCUGCUGAAACCUCAUUUGACUUGACAGAUACACAAUCAAGAAAAACAUCAGUUUCUUCUCAUGAUGCAGACUUGACAAGUACCAAAUCCACUCAUAAUCAUCUACGUAUGCCAAAGCAAAGAUCCAUUCCUCCGAAAAUGAUUCACGAAACUUUUGCCCACCCAAUGUGGAUUCCAUUAGCGACUGAUGAAGUUGGUAAUUACAUUGGAAUUGAUCUCUCUCCCCCACCAGCUGGUAAGUGGGGCCAAGUUAUUCUCUUUGGGAGAGAUUUCGAUUUCAAGUUUCAAAUUGCCGACACCUGGGGUGAUUUCUUGUUGAUUUUCGCCAAUGAUUUAGAAAUGGGCAAUUGGGAUAUCAAGGCGAACAGAAAGAAUAACGAUGGGGACUUGUUUAUUGGUAAUGAAGGCGAAAUCGUGUUUGUUGAUAAAGAGUCUAAAUUGGAGGUGCCGUAUUUGGAAGUGUUGAAACGAAGAGCAGUCAAGAAGUGGAUGACAAAGAUGGAGAAUGAGCCACCAGAGAAUGUGAAUAAAGAGUUAUUGGAUGAAUUGAAACAGAAUGAAGUUUCGAUUCUCGCGCUACAUAACAAGAGCUUCCAAUCUAUAGACACAUUCAUUACGAAGAACUUGAAUUUGCUAGAUCAUGCGAAAUCUCUUCAGACGUCGAGUAAUAACGAUAAUGAAGAAGAAGAUGACGAGGAUGACGAUGAGGACGAUGAAGAAGACGAUAUCAAACAAGUGUCGAAGCCCAAAAAGACUGAAGACAAAUUGAAAAUCAAUUCCAAAGCAAAUAGUAGCAAGAGCCCACUAUCUCAAGAAGUGACAGAAGACGAUCAAGAUUUGGACGAUGCUGAAGAAAAUAAUCCCACGCCGGACGAUGACAAAACUUUACAAGAAGUAGAUUUUAGAACAUAG
Lodderomyces parapsilosis is the source of this 1539-nucleotide messenger RNA. It is a transcript of the gene SMI1B, whose product is annotated as Smi1bp. The transcript has a single exon. NCBI's taxonomy places the organism in Eukaryota, Fungi, Ascomycota, Pichiomycetes, Serinales, Debaryomycetaceae. The record is from RefSeq and is a predicted model, not a curated record. Bases 1 to 1539 code for a protein of 512 amino acids. Gene Ontology annotation, cellular component: mating projection tip. Gene Ontology annotation, biological process: cell wall biogenesis; regulation of fungal-type cell wall biogenesis.